Molecule: messenger RNA, 915 nt
Organism: Cajanus cajan (pigeon pea)
Lineage: Eukaryota; Viridiplantae; Streptophyta; Magnoliopsida; Fabales; Fabaceae
Source: RefSeq, a predicted model, not a curated record
AUGCUGGGGGGCGAGGCUGAGUACUGGUGGAGAGGCACCAGGCAGAUGUUAGAGAGUAGGGGUGUACUUGUUGAUUGGGAUUGCUUCCGGAGGGUCUUUUUGGAGAAGUAUUUCCCGGACAGCGUUAGAUACGCUAAGGAGGCGAAGUUCAUAAGACUACAUCAGGGGAGCUUGUCUGUUUCUGAGUAUGCUAUGAGGUUUGAGCAUCUAGCUCGUUUCUACUCUCAGGCCAUAUUUGAGACUUGGAGAUGUAGGAAGUUUGUAGAGGGAUUGAGGCAUGAGCUGAAGAGGGGUGGUGGUAGCACCGGUAAGACUGCUAGAGUUCAGGAGGGAUCAUCUGGGUCCAGGAGGGGAGGGCAGCAGAGGGGACCCUAUGACAGACCUGUACAGUCUCAAAGAGGAGCUGUUAGUAGGGGACCUCAUCCUACUACUCCUCAGGAUGGAGCACAGUCGGUGCGGUGCUACAGAUGUGGAGGAGCACAUGUGGUUAGAGAUUGUUCCCAUCCGGGGAACGUUUGCUUCAGAUGUGGUAGGCCAGGCCACAUCUAUAGAGAUUGUCAGACACCGUCGACUUCAUCUGGGAGUGCCCCGAGGCCACCCAUACCUACAACUGCGGGGAGAGUGUUUGCAUUGUUAGAUUGUGCUCGAAGAGAGUUGGUAGUUUCUCAGUUGGAGGAUGAGGUGUUGGUAUCAGCGAGUCAGGCUGAGCAGUUGAUGAGGGAUGGGGCUGAGUGUUUCAUGUUGUUUGCUGCUUUGAGUGUUGAGACAGAGAGGGCCAUCACUGGGAUUGAGAUUGUUAGUGAGUUUCCUGAGGUGUUCCCAGAUGAUGUGCCGGGAUUGCUACCUAUGCGUGAUGUUGAGUUUAGCAUUGAUCUAGUACCCGGUGUAGGACCAAUUUGUGGUGGUCUUCAUUGA